Messenger RNA from Paramecium octaurelia, 799 nucleotides. The record is from the annotation of a GenBank genome assembly. Lineage: Eukaryota; Ciliophora; Oligohymenophorea; Peniculida; Parameciidae.
UGAUAAUGAUGAAUACAAGAAAUUAUAAAAAGGAUAUAUCAGAUUAAGGGUCAGUGAAAGGAUAAACUAAUUAAAACUUUGGAUAUUCAUAACCUCAGCAAUUUUAGGAUGGAAUUUCACGGAUUUAAGAAGAGAUGAUGGAUCCAAGAAAUAUAUAGCCUGAUUCGAUGUUUUUGAAUUUUAGUGGAGUUCUUGAAUGUGGCGAAGUAAAAUGAUAUUUUGAUAAAUAAAGUGCGAAGAUGAGGAAUCAUUAAGAAUUGAAUAUGCUGUGAAAUAUGGAGGCGAUGAUUGGACAUAUUUGAAAACUAGUGUAUGAUUAAGAAUAAAAUUAGAAUAAUGCUGAUGAUGCAGAACCAAGUGGGAUAUCCUAAUUAAGUACAUCCAGAAAUUUGCAUUCAAGGAACAUUGUUUGGAAUUUCCCUUUUGAAUGCAAUUUUUAAACUAAAAACAUUUUCGGGUGGCCUUAGGUAGUAGUAAGACUUUCAGGUCCCGAUUUUAUGGGAAGAAGCGUUGCUAAAGGUUAUGGAUCUGUUCAUGUUCCAACUCAACCAGGAUAGUAUGAAUUGCCCAUAAUAUUUCAAGUCACGAAAGAGUAAUUCGAAUAUUCAAGCCUCUUCCAAUCUCAGGAUUCACAGGAUUCUUAGGUUAUCUGUUGGGAAACACUGCUGAGCUCAAAAACUUCGACAAAGUAAUUUCCUCAGGUGAAGGAAGAGAGGUGACUCGAGUGAAAUCAGUAGGAUAUGUAAAAGUUAAGUUUCAUGUAACAUUAGUAAAUUUUGAUAAAUUUGGUUAUUUAUGA